ACCUUCUACUCCAUCAGACAGAGAGAAAGAAUGUCAGUCGUGUCCUUCACUGGGAAGUAUGAGCUGGAAAGCCAGGAGAACUUUGAGCCCUUUAUGAAAGCUAUCGGUCUCUCAGAUGAGAUGCUUAAGAGAAGCAAAGACAUCAGCAGAGUUUCUGAAAUUGUCCAAAACGGAGACCAUUUCAAAAUAGUGACCAAAGUUGGCAGCGAUGUGCACACCAAUGAAUUCACUCUGGGCAAAGAGACUGACAUUCAAACCUACACUGGACAGAAGAUCAAGGCAAUAAUCACCCUUGAAGGCAAUAAACUGAUCGGCAAAAUGAAAGAGAUGAGCUCAGUUACCGAACUGCUGGGAGACAAACUGAUUAGCACAAUGACUGCCGGAGAUAUCGUUUACAAGAGCAUCAGCAAAAGGAUCAGCUGAAUUUAGAGCAAAGUGCCGUGUGCAGUUGUUAAUGUGUGGCUUAUUGUACAACAAACUAAAAUACAAUAAACUGAUUUUUUUCCUG
Molecule: messenger RNA, 508 nt
Organism: Callorhinchus milii (elephant shark)
Lineage: Eukaryota; Metazoa; Chordata; Chondrichthyes; Chimaeriformes; Callorhinchidae
Product: fatty acid-binding protein, liver-like
Exons: 4
Coding region: 31-423 (130 amino acids)
Biological process (GO): fatty acid transport
Cellular component (GO): cytosol; nucleus
Molecular function (GO): fatty acid binding
Source: RefSeq, marked provisional